Molecule: messenger RNA, 10987 nt
Organism: Osmia lignaria (orchard mason bee)
Lineage: Eukaryota; Metazoa; Arthropoda; Insecta; Hymenoptera; Megachilidae
Product: rap guanine nucleotide exchange factor 2
Biological process (GO): Ras protein signal transduction
Cellular component (GO): plasma membrane; apical plasma membrane
Molecular function (GO): protein binding; guanyl-nucleotide exchange factor activity
Source: RefSeq, a predicted model, not a curated record
UCGAGUAUAUCGUGGUGGCUGGCGAGUGUUGCGAUUAAUACCGACUGCACCCGCGAAUCGCAUUCCAAUCUCACGAAAUUCCCAUCCGCGUCCAACGUGCCGCUCAUUAAACAUGUAACCCGUGUAUCGUACCAACUCACCUACGAAUACAUCCUCGAACAACAGAGGGAAACAUUUCACGGUCAAUAAUCGAAUUGGGGUGGACGGUUUGUUAACGAGCUUUUGGUGAACGCGUUCACCACGGUGUCUGUCAUCCGAUGCAGCGUGUUUGAACGAUCGAUUUUCGGGAUAAGAAAGAAAAGAGCGUGGCCUUUUCCGACACUGCACGUGCGCGCCACCCUCACCUCUCUUUCCCUCUCGCGGUGCAGAUCCGUUUUCGCACCACUUGCCGAGAGGCGCGAGUAAAACAACAGGGUGAGCGCGUACCCUUGGACCUGGCCCGAUGCAGUUUCUUCCCACCGCUCCACUGACGUCAGCCUGAUUAUCACUUAUAAGAAACUCUCCAAAUUUUCCAUAUAAAAAAAAAGAAGAGAGAAAAGAAAAAGGAAAUACAUAAUUUCAUGGAUACUUCUGUGCGAAACGUUCUCCAAAGCAAAAGGAGGAUUAUCAUCUCGGUCGAUCUUAACGAGUACUCGUUGGUCGCCAAAAAGUAGCAGAGCCUGUGGUGCAAGGAACUCGUUUCGAGGCCGAGCGCAGGCCACGCAUAUCGAAAUCCUGGGACCAGUGACCCGUGCAGGAAAUCGUACUCCGAGCCUCUGCAUCGCCCAUCGAUGAUUGCUUUCCGAUCCACGCUGCAAGAGCAGGCCACCUCUUAGUGUUUACGAGAGCGCACGAUCGAGCACACGUCCGGACUACAGUCUUGCCUUGCCUACGCUACCACGAUAAUUGCCGUUCGCUUUCACCUAAGAACCGAGCCGACUAUCCGAGGGAACGGUUCGUUCCGUGAUCAAUCGAAUAAUUUCGUGAUCAACAGUCGAGUGGAAGAAGAAUCGUUUGAUAAAGAGACACGAUUCGGAGUUAGAGAGUUUGGCUAAUUAAAGAGAGGAUUUUGAUGGUGAAAGUGGUACGCGAGUGAUCGAAAGUAUACUCCAUUGUGAUUUCAAGAUCAUAGACGUUUAGGUGGAAAUAUAUUUGAAUCGUGUUUGGAUAUUGUUUUAUCGGAGGUUCGAAGAAGAAGGUAGAAUCGAGAGGACUUGGCGAUGUCGGUGUGAGGAUUCGGUUUAAAGUGGUUCUCGCCUGAUACUCCAGCGUUUCGUUGGACCAAUUUAAAGACAAGGGAACAGGGAGGAAAAAAGCCGGCAAACUGGAUGCUCCAGACGGUGCCUCGCCUUCCGCGCCCCCGCCUGACAUUACUGUCACCCAAGAUGACCGCUUCGGGAAGCGGACGGGUGGCAGCGCCAGAAGACCCAACGAAUGCUUCGUCCUCGAGCCCUCCGAGAUGAUCGUCAUCGACUAUCCGGAAGUGCAUGGAGGAAGGAUGCAUCGACCACCGCACCCCCAUCCCAUAACCGACCAUCGACAGGUCAACCUGGUCUUCGAUGAUACGUUUUCUCAAGGCCUGACAGGCAGGCCAGAGCUGUACCAAAAAUCCAACAGAAGCAGCCAUUCGAGUGACACAAGUUCAGCGUACAGUGGAUCAGACACAAUGACAUCUGUACAAAGUUCAUUAGAUGCUGAUGCAGAUGAUGUUGAUCUGUCAGGGCUUGUUGAAUCCAUAGUGGACAGUGAUGAGGAAGAAGAUCUUGCAGAGAGUAUGGAUAGUUUGACUGUCCGUGAUCCAGUCAGAGAAUGUUUAGAGAAAGAUCCCAUGGAAAGAACUGAGGAUGAUAUAGAGACACUGUUAGAAUUCACGCAACAAUUGAAGGCCUUUACAAAUAUGACUUUGGCAGUGAGAAGAGCGCUGUGCGCUGUGAUGGUGUUUGCUGUGGUGGAACGUGCUGGUAUGAUAGUUUUAAAUGAUGGAGAAGAACUGGAUAGUUGGAGUGUGCUCAUUAAUGGUGCAGUGGAAAUUGAGCAUAGUAAUGGAGAAAUUGAACAGUUACACCUUGGUGACAGUUUUGGAAUCUUGCCCACUAUGGAAAGGCUUUUGCAUAGAGGUGUCAUGAGAACAAAAUGCGACGACUGCCAAUUUGUAUGUGUCACACAAGCGGAUUACUUUAGAAUUCAGCAUCAAGGAGAAGAGAAUACGAGGAGGCACGAAGAAAACGGAAGGGUGAUUUUAGUCACUGAAUUGAGGGGUGCUUUAGAUGGUGGAGCACGAAGAGGUCAUGUAGUGAUUCGUGGAACUCCCGAACGUUUAAUGUUACAACUUAUCGAAGAAAACAGUAUUACCGACCCAACUUAUAUAGAAGAUUUCUUAUUAACUCAUCGAACAUUUAUUGAUAGUCCUUUAUUAGUUGCAAGUCAAUUGUUAGAGUGGUUUGAUCAAUCACAAGUCAGGGACAGAGUUGCUCGCGUAGUACUUCUUUGGGUAAAUAAUCAUUUCACGGAUUUUGAAACUGAUCCAUCGAUGAUGGAGUUUUUAGAAGCGUUUGAAACUGGAUUGGAAAGAGAAAAGAUGCAAGGUCAACAAAGAUUAUUAAAUAUCGCGUGCGCGGCAAAAGCAAGAACGCGAAACGUAACGUUAGCAAGGCCUUCCAGGGAUGAGAUCCUGCAUUUUAGUAUUUUAGGGGGAUACGAAAGGGGUUUUGGUAUUUUUAUUUCAAAAGUCGAUAAGAAAUCGAAGGCCGAGGACGUUGGUUUGAAACGAGGCGAUCAGAUUUUAGAAGUGAACGGACAGAGCUUUGAGCACGUGAGUCACGCCAGGGCUCUUGAAAUUUUAAGAGGAUCCACUCAUCUCAGUAUAACUGUUAAAUCCAAUUUACUUGCGUUUAAAGAAAUGCUUCAGAUGCCAGACGAUUCGCCGAGGCCGCGGGGAAGAGCGAAUAAGCCUGAGAUUUCAAGACUACAAACCGAUCCGCGCGCAAGGUUGUCCACCCAUGUGGAUCCGAUAACUCCAGUUAAUCCUCUGGUGGGCGGUGUUCCAUUAUUAAUUCCCGAUUCGAAUGUUUCUCCGUGUAAAGAUGCUAAAAAGGAGCAUAAAGGAUUCAUGACACUUGGACCGAAAAGGAGAUUACAGAAAGCUCUAAUGAAAAUGAAUAUACUGCCAAAGAAUACUAUUAACGAUGGUGUACAUGUAGAUGAUCCCCUCGCACCUCCUCACACACCACCGGGAACAACAGGACUCGCACAGACUACUAAUCUUUAUCACUCCAAAAGUAAUCCCGAUCUUACGUCGUUGUAUUGCUACGACGACUUAAGGGCGCCCGAUUAUCCUGAACACGUUUUGAAAGUUUAUAAAGCCGAUCAAACUUGUAAAUAUCUUCUUAUUCACAAAGAAACAACAGCGCACGAGGUGGUAAUGCUUGCUCUGCAAGAAUUUGGUAUAACCGAGAGCAGUUCGAAUUUUUCUUUAGCCGAAGUCAGCGUCGGAGAAGGGGGUAUGAUCAAACAGCGCAGGUUACCCGAUCAAUUACAAAAUCUCGCAGAACGAAUCGGCCUGAGUUCUCGGUAUUAUUUAAAGACCAAUGGUAUUUCGGAGACAUUGGUAGCUGACGAACAGGCACCUGAAUUGAUUCGCGAAUCUCAGGUUCAUUUCUUGCAAUUAAAUGCCGUUGAAGUUGCCAUUCAGUUAACUUUGCAAGAUUUUAGUAUAUUCAGACAAAUUGAAUCUACGGAAUACGUGGAUGAUUUGUUCGAGCUGAAAAGCAGAUACGGAGUACCUAUGCUUAGGCAGUUUGCGGAACUAGUCAACAGAGAAAUGUUUUGGGUUGUGACGGAAGUUUGUUCCGAGCACAAUCUCGUUCGACGUAGUAAAAUAAUAAAACAAUUCAUAAAAAUAGCACGACAAUGUAAGGAGUGUAAAAAUUUCAAUUCCAUGUUUGCGAUCGUGUCCGGUCUGGGUCAUGGGGCUGUCUCAAGACUACGAGCUUCUUGGGAAAAACUGCCAAGUAAAUAUCAGAGGCUCUUUAGCGACUUGCAAGAAUUAAUGGACCCCAGUCGCAAUAUGAGUAAAUACCGGCAAUUGGUGGCAUCCGAGCAAACACAACCUCCUAUAAUUCCGUUUUAUCCAGUGGUGAAGAAAGACCUGACGUUCAUACAUCUGGGUAACGACUCGAGGGUGGAGGGUUUGGUGAACUUUGAAAAAUUGCGAAUGAUCGCGAAGGAAGUGAGAACGUUAACAAACAUGUGCUCUUCGCCUUACGACUUAUCAAUAAUGUUAGAAAGAGGCGGCCAACCACCCAGUUCAGCAAUGGUCGCGUUAAAUCAAAUGACGACAGGGAAUCAAGUGUUACAAUGUCCAGGAGGACAGACGGCGACGGUGAAAAGGCGGAAAAAGUCGACAGCCGCGCCAAACCCGAAGAAAAUGUUCGAGGAGGCGCAGAUGGUUCGACGAGUGAAAGCGUAUCUCGCCAAUAUGAAAGUCAUCACGGACGAGGAGCGGUUACACUCUCUUUCCGUCGAGUGCGAACCUCAUGCAGGAGCUGUUGCAGUGGCUGCUGCGGUACCCCUUAGUACAAGCAGAGGAAGAAGGCAUCCUUCUCCUACUUUAUCAACCACGAGUAGUGCCAGUAGCACCAGCGAAGGUAGAAAGAGUAUACAAGGUACAAAGUUCGGAGCAGCAUCGCCACAGGCUGUACGAAAAAUGUUGGCUCUCUCCGACCCUCACAAAACUCGUCCAUACCAACCUAAACAUUGUCCACCACCGCUUCCAGUACCAGGAUUAGCCCUGCAUUCCAGCGGACUGGAGCCUAGUCCUGGUGCACCUAGGAGAGUAGGAUCUGGUAGCCGAGUUCCUAUGCAUGAGCGAUCCCAUAGCGAUACUCCUUCCAGUUUACCACCGCCUGUUGAUCUAAGUGCCGAAAGUAGUAGCGUAACCAGCCUGAGCAAUCUUCAGCCGUUAAGAAAAACGUUGACCAGCGGUUCGGUGACGAGCAGUGACAGUGGUCACAGUACACAGCUGGACAGCCACAGUGGAAGCAGCGUGGAAGCUGGUGGUAGUCCACCUCCACCUCAAAGACGUCAUUCCGCCAUGCAAGGGUCUGUUAUGAGAGGUGGUGCACCUCCGUUCCCUCACGCGGUAGCAGUGUUACCUCCGCUUCCUGCCAACCACAACCAGAAUCAAAACCACAAUCAUCAUCACCACCACCACCAUCACCACCAACAUUAUUACGAUCAUCACCAUCACCAACCCCAAAAUCCUCAAGGUACUACGGGAUUAGGAGUAGGCGUGGGUCUUGGAGUACAGACGGCGCAUCCUCCUCCAGGAGCUGGCACGACGAUUAUGACCACGAUGUCGACAUCGAUGACAACGAUGCGUCCAGGAGUGGGUAGUACACAGUGUCGUCAACCACCUGCAUACAAAGUUGCGGCACAGAUGGCAAGGUUGCACAGGCUUGGCCGUGCUCACAGCCACGAGGGUGUUACCUACAGGACCGACCAUGAAGAUGACGACGAGGACGCCCAGGUAUCAGCGGUUUAAAACGGUCCACGUCUCCAAGGGGUUUCCGGUCAUCCUUUUGUUUCACCUGCUCAUCGCACUGUUUCUUCACGCGACCAAGAGGAACACAAACUUUCGUUAUCAUGUGCCACGUGAAAACAGGAACGUUACUGAAGUAACGAACAAAGCUCGUGUGUACCGUAUCUCCAAUAAAGAAACCCAAUAGGGGAAAAGUAUACAGAAGGGUACACGAAGGAAUGCGAGAAAACAAAUCGUCAAACGCACAGUUUCUUUCGAUGUUCGCCGCAUCGGAAGUCGAAACAAUAAUACCUGUUCCAAGGAGGAUCCUUGGAUAAGCGAACGAAGCGCUCGUCUUCCAGGAUUGCACGCGAAAGUAGCAGAGGAUAGCCACUGAAGAUACAUAAAAGAGAAAGAAGAAAAAACGAACGUCGAUACGAUUCGGGAAGCGCAGAAAAGACAAAAGGAAGAAGAUAGACUGAGAAAAAUAUGUAAAAGAAUUUCUCUUUAGAAAGAGGUGCCACGAGUUUCACACGUAGCGGCUACUCCAGAGAGAGAAAGAGAGACUAGGCGCGUGAAUUUACGGUCAUAAGUAAUAUUCUCUAUAAAUGUGUAAUAAAAAAAAAAAAUCGAGUCCAAAGAUGUUAUAUAUACCGCGUAAUCGUCGCAGGGAGUACGAACGAAGGCGUGUCUUGUAUUAUAAUUACUUUUUAGGCUAACCCCCGAACGCCCAGAGUAGUUUAAGUAUACGUUUCUUUUUUUUUUUGGUGUACAUAGCGUGUAGCGUUUAAUGUAGCCUGUAAUGAGAGAGAGAGAGAGAAAGAGAGAGUGCAUCGUGCGUGUAUGUAAGAGAGAAUGAGAGAGAGGGAAUUUAGUGCAAAACGAACACGGAUCGUGUUGUCCAUCAUCAUUGAGCGACGUUUCUUUUCUUCGUUCUUUUUCUUCUGUACACGCGGCGAGAUUUUUUAAUUAUGUUAUCGACAGGCUUUGAGAUGAAUUUUACUUCUCGCUAAUUAUGUCUUUGACGCGCGUGUACACUCGCGGUCAGAUCAGGCUUCCCCAGGAGAAAUGAUAAAUUUGCUGAAUUUAAAUGCUAAAUUUUAUUAUAUUUAAUAACUAAAAGUUAUAUUUUCUUCUCGAAAUCACUUUUAAUAUUAAUAUCGUAUUUUAAAAAUUCAUAUUUUCUCUACAUCGUUAUUUUCUUUAGGAAAUCCUGAUUUGAUCGCGGGUGUACUAUUAUUUUAUCAUUGACGCGAUCACAAGUACAAAGUAUUUUUGCAGAAAUCGCGUAGAAAAGUAUACGCUGGGCUUUUGAAAUUCUUUUUUUUUUAUUGCUUUUUGCGUGCGCGGAAAUGAAAAUAAUUAAUAGCGCGCGAUCGUUCCAAGAGCGACAGAAGAGAAACGAAGGAUGCAACAAGGUAUUAAACUCGGAUAUAAUAUUAGUGAUUCGAUUCGCAUCGCGUAUGCUCAACUUAUUUUUACCGAGUAAUUAUUAAUCGAAACGAAUUUUUAGAUCUGCUGUAACUUAUUAGAGAAUGUCGUCUCGAAUUCGAUCUGUCGUUGUCGAAGGUGAUGGAUCAUCGGUAACUAAUAUUUUCCGAAAUUUUAUCAGUAUCACGGUACUCUUAAUUUUAUAUACAAAGAAACAAAAUAUAUAUAUAUAUAUAUAUAGAAAUAUAUAUCUGUAUGUAUAAUCCGCGCCGUGCGAGAAGAGCGUAUUAAACAAGAGAACGAGAAUCUUUCUUCGAGCCUUCUAUCAAGGAGAGACGAAAUUGAUUCUUAAAGGCGAGAUGAUCGCGAGUCAUCGCGAGACCGGACGACAAGAAUCAACCCGGUUUCGCUAUUUAUAAUUAUCGAUACCGAAUAAAACGUAUGGUUUUUCCCGCGUUCACGGCUAGGAUCGUCGUCGUUCGAUCACGACGGUGGGGUCAGAGGGGGCCUAACUUCCGAGGCUAUCUCCAAUUCGCGAUGAACGAUCUGGCGGGAAACGCGCGCGGAAAGCGAGCUAAAAGUCUCGAGGAUUAACACGGUGCUUCCUAUUCUCCUCUCUCCGUCGCCUACACGCUCGAUAAUCGAGCGCACUCUCGACAUUCCACGUGGUUGCGUCCAGUCGUGAAUCGUCGCCAAAAUGCUUCCACUCGGCCGACUGAUUACCGUCUCGAGCGCGAACGACUGCUUUUCAAUUCUUACUCGCAUAUACAUUCGGAUGUAAUAUAGAUAUUCUUUAAUUAACAAUUAAGCUAAAAUCAUAUAAGCGUUUAAAAUGACGCUUAUCGAAAUGGAAACUGAUGUAUAGUCACCUAGGCUCUUCUUAAAUAAUGAAAAAUAUAAAGGAAGUAUGUAACCAGUUCCUUUAUUCUACUCUGGGUUCUUCCUUGAUUUUCCCAAAAUUAAAAGCAAGUGGUGUGAAGGCAUCACUGGGUUUCAAUUUUGGGAGAAUCUAGGGGGAACCUGUGGAGGACACAUGAGUGUUAUUUAACUCCUGUAGAAAGAUUUUGAUCAAUAGCUGUUGUUUUAAAUGCUUGUGUGAUCCCAGUGUAUGUAUAGGAGGAGGAAUCUUCCAUUUCUUGCUUUUGGUUUCGGAGAAAUUCAAAUAGAGCCUAGGGCUGUUUAAGAGAGCCUAGGAAGAGCCUCCUUCACUUCCCUUAACUAAAGAAGGUCUACUUUACAACCAGGUGUAUUUUUUAGUAAAAUACGUGAAACGCUGGUCGAACACCGUGCUGAUCCUCGCCAGGCCGAUCCGCGUCGACUAACCGAGCCGAGGAUGAUCAGUUCGGCUCGGUUUCAUCGCGGAUCUAGCUAUAGCAGCAGCGACAUUUACUGCGUAUUCAUAUUAUAAUAUCUCUUUGUACAUAUCCUUGAAUGACUUUUAAAUAUUAUUAUUAUUAUUAUUAAUCGAACGUUCUCGAAGAGGGUCUUAAGCGGACAAUUUACAAUGAUACCUCUUUAAAUGGCACAUUUUCUAUUUCUAUUUUCUUUUUUUUUUUCUAAGUGGUAAAUUGUCAUCUUCGUUAUUUUAUAAGGGUGACAAUGUAAUAUAUAAUCGAUAGUGAAGAACUUGGAAACAGUAGUGUUAAAUUAUGAAAUAGAUAAGGUGGGAAGAUUAGUCAUUUAGAGAGGUGAUAUUGUAAUGUCUAGGAUUCAUAGAUCGCAAAGGUUGUUCGUGAGCGUCGAAGGAAAUAGAGACGGGCAGUACAUAGCGACGCUAUUUCCGUUUCUUCGAACGUUUGUAAGGCCAACAUCCUCUCCCUUUUGCCUUUCUUUUCAACGUUUCUUAGGGAUCUUUCUUCUUGCUAUUCUUUUCUUUCUUGUUUCUUUCUUGCUUCUGUGCCUUUGGCGGUUCAAGAACACACGAUCCAUUCCAGAGAGCAUUUAUGCAUUGAUAUUUCAAGAUUCCAUUUCUAUCAAGAAUUGUUUCUAACAGUUCUUUUAUGUUUUUAAUAUCUUUGAUAUCUUUAAUCCAUAAAGAAUAAUUUAUUAGGUGUAAAUAUUAAUUUGGUGCCUUUAGUAUUACGCCUUCUUAUUUACUAUUUUAAAUUUGAAUGUUUUCCCGAGCUUUUUAAAAGUGACGUGAAAAUAUAACAAUAACAUUUAUUUCAAUAAUUGAAACUGUUAUGGAUUUUAAAAAUAAAUCUUUAGUUUAAAAAAAGCAAAGGCACAGAAUUAAUUUGUAUACUUAAUAAUUAUAAAUUCCUUAUUUAAUGAAGAUCUUAUGUAGUCAUUUUGAUCAAACUUUAAGCUUCAAAUUGAUGUAGGAUAAAUGCUAUUUCAUGAUACUUUUAUGUCAUAUGUAACAACCAUAUUAAUGAACUAAUUAUUUUCUAAUCAAAAAUGAUUUCUUGUUUAACCAAAAAUUAAUGAAAAAUAAUCAUUUGAUUUUAAAUUGAAUUACAUUUUUUAAAUCAAUCAAAAAUGUUUUUGAAAGAAAAUGGAAUCCCAUAGAAAUAGAAAACGUUGAAAGACGAUAUAGUCUUGAAUUGCUGAAGCCUCGAAUCCUCCUUCUUCCCUUAAUUUUACAAAACUACCUUGUCGUAGAGGUCUGUGCGAGUAUGUGUGAGUGUUUAUCGAAGUGCAGAUAGCGCGAGUCAGAAAAUUAUAGACAAUUCUUCGAAUCUUCCACCCUAUUACCCUUUGACCAACUCUUUCGUUUUUAUUUAAUGCCCCUUAAUCCCUUCAUUCUCUUCUAUUCUUUUAAUUAUUUAUAUUAACUCGAAACGAGACGACUGCGGGUCGUGGUCGGCACCAAGAAUACGGAACAGAGGAAAGCAACCUUUUGUAUUUAAUUUGUUUAAUAAAAUCUUGGAUCAUAGUACAACAUUCCCGACCGUUUCAGUUCCGGAGCACAAAUUUUUAUUUCUUCUUUUUUUCUUUUACUCACACAAAGACGCGUCCCAUUCGUUCCUUAAACCCUUUCGUGACGAACAAAAUGGGAUGAAACAGUACAAAAAGAAAAUAUUGAAAGGAAACGCGAGGAAACACGUUCAGUUUUCUUUUUUGUACAUACAAGGCUAUCGUCCACGGUUUUUCGUUUAUUUUUUCAUUCUUUGCGAAGAUAUCUCUGCGUACGGUAUUUUUUUUCAGACGCGAAUGGAACAUUAGGGCACACGUGAAAAAUGAUUGUCAUUUCGAUUCUUUGCUCUGGGGGUGGGGAUAGCAUUUUAACCCUUUAUUUGGCGACUCAGGGGAACAAUUGGGAAGAAUUUCAUUUCUUCUAUGUUUUAAUCCAUUAAUUUCCAGAAUUUAACUCACUCGAUAUCGCGUGAUCACUCAUAAGAGUGUAAAUGUCGUAGCACACAACGAUGGGGAAAAAAUUUGUGACCAUUAACUUUGGGCAUUAAUGGAUUAAAUUGAUUCAUUUAAGAUUGAAAAUAAUAGUAGUGUUAUAAGAUUACUAAUUACAAUUAAUUUGGUCAGUAAUAAAUAAAUUCAUAUUUAUUAGAUAAUUUUGCAAUAAAUUAAUGCAAAUAUUGUAAGGUACUUAAUAUCCUUUUUAGAAAUUUAAGUCCUCAAAUAUUUAAAUUAAAAGAUUAAAUUUCUUUGUUUAUCAAAAAGGAGGAAGAUGUAAGAAAAAAAAGAAAAAAGAAAUAAAAUGAAAAGUGAAGAAGAUAGCCAAGUAAAGGGUUAGAAGAAUGGUAUUUUUAUAAGGUUUGCUACGAAUUAACGAUAAGCUUGAAGAGUUCAGAGGUCAAUGAGAGGUACCGUACAUAAGAGAAGAAUCCGUGGGAACGAAACUGGUGGUAAUACUACUGCUACUAUUUUGUACGAUACGAUGUUUUUGUAUAUCUGUCUACCGUAUGUAUAGGAACGAAGUCUACCGAUCAUAAUUAGAUGGUUGAAAUUGUAUCGAACACGUAUUAAACGAUUUGUAGCGUGACGAAGAGAAAGUACCGGUUGUAUUUACGUCGAGUCACACAUAGAUGUUGUUCCCAUUUAAUGUACACCUGUAAAAUCCCUGUCAAACAAUAUAUGAGCUAUUAAAGGAUUGGUAAA